UUAUACAAUCUCAUCCAGUCAUCCAUGUAGGCCUAUACGGCUAUACCUACAAUUUUUAGGUACCCAUAAGUAAACCCGACUUGUAUGUCCAAUAUUCAUAUAUCUAGAAAUCAAUAAAUUAUAAUAUAUCCACAUAUUUUUAUAUACAUACGAGCAUGUGGUAUGAGUACUGAACGAGAGACUAAAAGUCUAAAUUCAUACCCACCUCAUCCACAUCAAACUCUUUCCGAAUUUUACCUCAGGCCUCAUAUACUCAUCUCAUACUCUACUGAUUUUGUGAGAAUUUCCCACAUUUAAUGGGCCAAAACGGGUGAACACCCACGAAAAAUGAGUUUAAUUAUCAUCCCUACAUUAAUAUAGGUUCAUGCAAGGCUAAUCUACCUAGCUAACCUAGUGACCAAUCAAUUUAACAUGGUGCAGUUUGGUUCCAUCGAUAUGUCAAGCUUGCUUGCCAAACCAAAUGGAAAUCUCAUACCAGAAAUCGAGGCAUAAAAUCCCCUGUCGAUCGACAAUCCAAAAAUCUCAUCAACCCGAAAUCAAAAUGGCACCAACAUCAAUUUUCGCAGCAGCUCGAAUUGCAACACUAAUUGCAGCAAUAUCAUCGCUAACAAUGGCGGCGAGGAGCCACCAGCAGCAGCAGCAGCCUUCAAUAAGGUCAUCGGCGGCGGCGGCGAGCUUGAUGCCUCCGAAUCCAAUGGACUGCGCCAACGACAUACAGAAGGUGCCGGAUUGCAUGGACCAAAUCAACCGCACCGUUUCCAGCGGUUACGGCCGGGGCGGCGGCGGGCUGCCCCCUGCCGGCGGUGGGCCGAGCCCCGCUUGCUGCAGAGUGGUGAAUGGGCUCGACGACAUCUGCUGGAUGCUUCUCUUCCCGGAGUACUUCCCUGCCCUCCCCGCCGCGCUUAAGGCCUUGUGCUCCCGCUCGUCGUCGUCGGUGCCCGCCGGGAGCUCCGGUUGAGGCUGUUCUGGCCGGCCGGUGGUCGUGGGUUUGCUCGAUCUUCUCAUAAAUAAAAGUUUCUCGUAGAGAGAACUAAGCUAUAAGAUUAAGAGAAGAAGAAAAUAUCGAAUCUUCACAUCAAUUAAUUAAGGGUCGUUUGGAAGUUGCGAUUCUGCAAAUUGAUGUAUUGUCAAUUGAUGUAUUGGAUCAAUUGAUGUAUUGGGCAAAUACCAUGUUUGGAAGUCAUAUUAUGUUUUUGUUGUAAGAAAAAGAAUAAAACACUUUUUAUGUUGAAUGGCAUUAAUACCCUCUGUUUUAGUUACAAAAACCCUUUCUCCAGUUCACCUGUUGUCUCCCAAUAUCAAAUCCAAACUGAGCGAGAAACUCCGGCAGCCAAUAUCAAAUGAGCUCCACGCGACGAUUCCGACAAACUCCCGGCGAGAUUCCAGAAGAGAUUUCUGUCAUCUGUAAGUGUGACUCUUCUGCAAUUGUUAGAACGUCCCGUACGGCCAAUAAUCCAAACAGGAAGUUCUUCGGCUGUCCCAAAUGGAGUCCAGGGCAGGUAAUUUCUUCAACUUCUCAUGUUGCUUGUGCGAUUGAUCUUUGUGGGAGUUGCUUGAAAUGGAUAACAGGUGGUUUGAGUUGGGAUGUUGGAUGCUGGUUGUGUUAUUACAAACAAAUGUUUCAUUAUGAUGUGGGUUUUAGGGAUUGCUCUGGUUUGCUUAACCAAUAGAGACUUUAAUUGUGCAGCCGCAGAAAGCAUGUCGAUUUUUUGUGUGGCAUGAUAUACAGGUGGCAAUUGAGAAUGAGAAACAAAGGUAUGAAGUUGUUAUGUCCGAUUUGAAGAUGGAGAUGGCACGCUUGAGGCAACAAAAUGAGACACUCCAAGACCGCAACAAUGAGCUCCAAGAAGAGGUUGCUGAACUACUGGUGGGAAGGUCACAACUGAGAAGUAGUUUUUGUACUGAAGAAGAAUUGUCCCGGCCUAAAAGUGAGGAAUUCCAUGAAAUUGUAGAAAGGUUGAGUCUUCUAGAGACCAUUGAGCUCGGAUCCAAUGAUGCAUAGUAUAGUUGACUAUCUGUACAACUAUUGUAGUGGUCAAUGUAAGCUUGUCUACUAGUUGUUGUAAUUGCUUGGAAACAAACCAGCAAGGAUGUUUGUCCUGUUUGUAGUGGUCAAUGUAAUUAGUUUAUAAAAUGAGCAAGGAUGUUUGUCCUGUUUAUUCUCUGUUAAACCACACCAUCAGACCACUUGUUCAUCAUAAACCAGUAACAUCAUUUAUAUUAAACCAGCAGAAACAAACCAGCAACAUCAUUACAUCACAAACCAGUAGAUGCACCACAAACCAGCAACAUUUAAUAAGGAAAAUCUACAUUG
Linum trigynum is the source of this 2314-nucleotide messenger RNA. The record is from the annotation of a GenBank genome assembly. Lineage: Eukaryota; Viridiplantae; Streptophyta; Magnoliopsida; Malpighiales; Linaceae.